Messenger RNA from Penicillium olsonii, 1296 nucleotides. NCBI's taxonomy places the organism in Eukaryota, Fungi, Ascomycota, Eurotiomycetes, Eurotiales, Aspergillaceae. The record is from the annotation of a GenBank genome assembly.
AUGAAUCUCUGGCGACAUAACCAUCAUCUUCGACAUCCUACAUCGUUCUAUUAUCUGAGCAUUUCUCAAAUGUCAUCGUCUUUUGCCGAAUGUCUUCCUUACGAAGGGUAUACUUUUGUCAAGGCAAACCCGGUCCCUGGCCAAGAUGCAAGUUGGCAUCGUGUGAAGCGCACGCCGAUGUGUCGAAGUCAGCCCGACUACUUCAACAUGAUACAAAAGCGGGCGACCAAGAAGUCCGCGGCGGUGCAAUACCAAAAGAUUUCGUCUAAUGCCAGGCGCGCCCAUAUAAAUCAAUUGAUAGACGAGCAAAGACAAAUGAAUCCCAUGGUGGAGUGGACCUGUGUUUACGUCAAAGAACAUGCAAAGCCAUCCAACGCUCCAAAUGCUCGUCGGGGGGACUAUGAGACUGUUUCUAUGGAUGUCAUCAUCAUGCAAAUCUCUAUGAAGCCCAUAUGUUUAAGGGCCUCGGCGGAGGGCCAAGUCGAUGCUGGCGCUGGAGUUCGACCACCACUGUGGCCUCAGCGCAGAGCUCAUCCUUUAAUGCUGGGGGGAAAUGCGAACUUGCCACGGCCUAUGAUCGCAGGACCACAGUCUCCGAGAGUGGUGCUAGAUGAUCGCUGUGAAAACUCAGAAGUUCAUGGAGAAAGUCCAAUGAGAGCUCAACCACAGCCUCAGGAGCCCAAGCAAUCGACUACAACCACGCCUAAUCCGGCGUUCAGUGCAAUGGGUAGCAGCGACAUGGACUCUGAUCAUACUUCAGGCUCAUCGGAGGAUAGCAGCAGUUCAGAUGAUGACAUGCUAUUCAAUUCACCCGAUGAAGGCUCCGAAACAGACGAUUCAAUUGGUCCGGAUGUUGAGCAACAAGCAGCUCCCCCAAAGAGGCCCCUGGUUCAUUCACAAAGCAACCCGCUUCAUUGGGGAGCGAGCUAUGGACCUCGUUCUCGGUCUUGUGGAAAGCCUCACAGCCGUAGCCUUGAUAGAAGACUUGAUCGAAGACUUCCGGCCCGCGAACAGUAUGAGACAUCUACUGCCAAGAGCAUUGGACCUAUGAGGUCCGAAAGGGCUAGAUCUAGAGGUUCCGUGUCCGGAAGAAAGUAUCGGAAGCAACUGAUGAGUGACCAUGAGGUUCGAAGUCGGAAGCUCGACCAUCGCGAAGCGAAUAUUGGACAUCGAGAGAGACAGCUCAAAAGAACUUUGUAUGGACCUCACCAGCUUGAGCUCCAGCCAUCCAGUGACCGCCCUGCCGUUUGUCGUUGUACCUGCCGUUGCGCUAUGCGGGGAGAGAAAGUGGAUUGA